Nematolebias whitei (Rio pearlfish) is the source of this 3658-nucleotide messenger RNA. Its product is annotated as SH3 and multiple ankyrin repeat domains protein 2. Lineage: Eukaryota; Metazoa; Chordata; Actinopteri; Cyprinodontiformes; Rivulidae. Gene Ontology annotation, cellular component: dendritic spine; postsynaptic density; postsynaptic membrane. The record is from RefSeq and is a predicted model, not a curated record. Gene Ontology annotation, molecular function: ionotropic glutamate receptor binding; synaptic receptor adaptor activity.
GCUCAGGACGGGUGACUUUCUGAUUGAGGUAAACCAGGAGAAUGUGGUGAAGGUGGGCCACAGACAGGUGGUCAACAUGAUUCGUCAGGGUGGCAACCGACUUCUAAUCAAAGUGGUGACAGUGAGUCGGAAUCUGGAUCUUGAAGAUAUAGCACGCAAGAAAGCCCCCCCACCUCCAAAGAGAGCCCCCACGACAGCCUUGUCGAUGCGUUCCAAGUCUAUGACCUCGGAACUGGAAGAACUCGUGGAUCAAGACUUAGAGUUUUUGUUUCCUGUCGCCUCCAAAGCCACACUAAGGAAAAAGAAAGGUGUCCAUGUAUCACGACCGCCAGGGAGUAGCAGUGGUGCCACCCACUGUGCCAGGAGCCUACCUGGGGUUACCUGAGAAGGGCAUCAUGAGGAAGCAGAAGUCAAUAGGUACAUCAGAAGAUGAAAAAUUGGGACUUCUCACUCCUCCUCCGCUCAAGUUUUCCCGCAGCCUCUCAAUGCCAGACACCUCAGAGGACAUCCCUCCUCCCCCAGCCAUUUCACCCCCUUCACCACCUGGCUACAACUCAGUUGCUAGCCCUACAGGCAAGAGCUUUGGCACGAUAAGACCAAACUUCACUCAGAACUCACCUAAUGCUGUGACCACCAUCAGCAGAACCACAGAUGUCGGUACUUUAAGGCGAGGCUAUUUCCGCCAAAGCUCAGAGCAUUUUGAGAGCGCACGCACUCGAGGGCGUACGCCAGUGCCUGAGAAUCCUUACUCUGAGGUAGGUAAUAAGACAUUGUAUGUGCCAGCAAAACCAGCUAGAAAGAAGGGAAUGUUGGUCAAGCAGUCAAAUGUUGAAGACAGUCCAGAGAAAACGUGCCAUGUGCCAUCAAGCCACUCAAGACCAGUUUCCAUACCCACUACACCUGUAGAAAGGACGUGCUCCUCCAUCCCCAUUCCCACUAUUAUUGUUAAAGAGCCUUCCACCAGCAGCAGUGGCAAGAGCAGCCAGGGUAGCAGUAUGGAGAUUGAGCCCACCACCCCUGAGCAUCCUCCUCUCCCACCCACUGUUGGUGGAAGUUUACAUCCUGAGGACCCACUCUCUCUAAACAACCCUUUUGCAGCAGCUAUCGCUGGGGCAGUGCGGGACCGUGAAAAGAGGCUGGAAGCCAAAAAAAACUCUAUUGCCUUCCAGUCAAUAGACAUUGGGGAUGAUGAAAUGAGUGGUCCCACACCGACCCCUCGUCUUCGUCAGUCCAAGUCCAUUGAUGAAGGCAUGUUUAGUAGUGAUGAACGGCUUAGAAGGAUAAUGGCCCCCCCUUCUGCAAUGCAGCUUGGACCUCCAGUUGGUGGUGGUAGUGGAAAUAUGACAGAUUUUAACACUCCUGAACCAACAGUGGUUCGGGAGCCUCUGAACACUAGAACAGGCCAAUGCCCCAAUCUGGACACUCCAGUUAGUCUCCCAGUCACCUCUCCUAAGAGCCACUAUAAGGUCAAUGGGAUCUACCUCCAUCCUGUCACUGGUAAACCUUUGGACCCUAAUUCUCCACUUGCUUUAGCAUUGGCAGCUCGUGAUCGAGCCAUGAAGGAACAACAGAAUCAUCCCCAAAAUCAGUCAACAAAUCCUCCUCAUGUUCAACAAAUCCCCAAGCAUGAUGCCCAGUCCCUGCCUCUUCAGCAAUGUCACAAACCAGACCUCAACCAACCUUUAUUUAUUGACACCAAAUUGCGCUCUGGGAUUGAGACAAGUUUUGCUUCAAUAACCACGGCAACUAUGGGUCGGCCAGGCCGUGGAGGCCUUCGGAGACAGAUGACAGAACAUAAGUAUGAGACUGAUGGAGCACGUGAAGAGCGGCAGCAUCAGCCAGUUGAAGAAAGGAAAAGUGCACCGGCAAAAGUGGUAGAUACGUUGCAGCCCAAGUCUGCUGGGCUGUUGAUGGUCCACACAAGCACAGAAGCCACAAACAAUAAAACAAACAACCAGGAGUUGGAGGUCCAGGACAGCAAUAGGCCAUCUGAGUUAAAGGACCCCAACCAGCCCAAUUCUCACAACCUUCCAACCCUGUCCUCCAAUCCUCAGGCAGCUGCAUCACGGAGGAGAAGUGUUCCUUUAGGUGAGUCUUUAGAAGAACCAGUAAAACUGCCUUUCCGCAUCCCCCCUCCACCUCUAGCCUCAGUUGACAUUGAUGAAGAGUUUGAAUAUUCAGAGCCCCUCCCCCCACCACUGGAGUUUGCAAACAGUAUUGACAUUCCUGAUGAUCAGGCCAAUGCCAUAGCUGAGAUGAUUCAGCAACAGAGACGUAACGGGGGACCUCCUUUACCUCCCUAUCAUCCUCACGCCCCACCACCUGUCUCAGAUCAACACAAACGGGUAGGAAACAGCUUGUCCCCUUCAUACCAUUCUGCUCCACCUGAACCAGAGUCAGGGGUAACUGACUCAGGCAUCGAAGAGGUUGACAGUCGCAGCAGCGGGGAUCCUCAGCACAUGGAAACCACCAGCAAUGUCUCUAGCAUCUCCACAUUGUCGUCAGAAGGAGGCUUUUGUGACAGCGCUUUGGAAAGUCUCUAUGCCACUGCAGAUGGCCAUGCCUUCCUGAUAGAUCGCCCUCCUGUCCCACCCAAACCCAAGAGCAAAUCUGUCAUUAAUAGAACAUCACUUUAUCAUGACGCUCUCAUUGAGGAGCCUCCAGAGUUAUAUGGGUCCCCACCUCAAGGCCCUCCCCCUCCUCCAUCAUCAUCAGAACCUCCAAGGACUCCUACUCAAAGGACAUCUAAACUGUGGGGUGAUCAGCCCCCUGAACUACGCAGCCCACCAUCCACACCAGACACCAAGAACGUGAUUACUGAGCUGAGCUCUAUUCUGCAGCACAUGACUCGUGACAGGCCAGCCAAACCAGAAGAGAGCCUUGACUCCCCCACAGGGACCAAAGGAGGCUUCACAACCAGGCCCCACACCGAUGACUCAGGAAUGCGCAACAAUACUACCACCCUCACCUCCACACCGCCAAGCAGCCUCCCUUCUCAGGUGCACCCCUGCAGCCCACCAGACUCUGCCUCUUCUCUCACCCCCUGCUCCUCCUUGCCCCCUUCUGUGUCACCAACCCUCACCGAUGUCUUCGGCCUGCCUACUCCUCCCAUGGGCAGCAGCGGCGGAUACAGCCUGAGCUCGUCGUGCGGCGGCAGCGGAAGCUCUCGUUCUCCAUCACCACUCACCCUGAUGCAGGCGGUGGCAGCCUCAGGGAAGCCCUUCGCUUCCAAGUCCAUGGAACUGUGGAGCAAACACGAUGUGGCUGACUGGCUGGAGAGCCUGAACCUGGGGGAGCACAAGGAGGCCUUCCUGGACAACGAGAUUGAGGGUGCCCACCUGCCGUCUCUUCAGAAAGAGGACUUGAUAGACCUGGGCGUGACCAGAGUGGGGCACCGCAUGAACAUCGAGAGGGCCCUGAAACUCCUCCAGGACAGAUAAACCCUGUGGAGAUGGAGACUGAAGCAGGGAUUCUGGCUUAGUGGAAGGGUGGGGGGUGUUUUCAACCACGUCAACCAUCAGAUGCAACCUCGAGUCACAAGAUUUUGUCCACGCUGAAGCUGCCUCGUGGUGUUUUUGUCCUUCCUCAUCCUCGUUCAUCAUCUUCAUUAGUGCUCCAGUAUGAUCGUCUCCUCCUGAGGUCCAAGGAGGGGCGGUGA